ACUGCGCAUGCUCACGGAGUGUCUGUUGGUGCUCUCUCCUUCACUCAGCUACACUGAGCAACGGUGCGAAAGUCUACACACUCCGUUGUAAAUUUAAGACAUGGAAGAGAAAGUGGGGAUUGUGGUGCUGCAGGAGGAGAAGACAGAAACGGGUGUGCAGGCAGAAAACAAAGAUGUCUGUGUGGCAUGUGAGCACCACGCCCCUGAGGGUCACGGAACAAUGGUUGUCCCCCCGGCGUACUCAGACUUGGGAAAAGCUGCCAAAGAUAUCUUCAACAAAGGCUACGGCUAUGGAGUUAUGAAGCUGGAUAUCAAGACCAAGUCUCAGAAUGGGAUUGAGUUUAUCUACUCGGGCUUCAGCAACACAGACACAGGGAAGUCAGGAGCCCACCUGGAGUCAAAGUGCAAAGUGAACAAUCUGGGUCUCAGUUUCAACCAGAAAUGGAUCUCAGACAACACUCUGUCCAUGGACAUCACCAUGGAGGACCAGCUGGCUACAGGGCUAAAGCUCGGAUUGGAUACAAUGUUUGUUUCCAGCACCGGCAAGAAGAGUGGCAAAGUGAAGAGCGGAUACAAGCGGAACCACAUGAACCUGGGUUGCGACCUGGACCUUGACAGAGCCGGUCCCACCGUCCACACGGCCGCUGUGCUGGCCUUCAGCGGCUGGGUCGGCGGCUACCAGAUGGUCUAUGAGACCGCCAAGUCUAAAACGACUAAAUACAGCGUUACCUUUGGAUACCAGGGCUCUGACUUCCAGGCGCACGCCCAUUUGAAUGACAGUACAGAGUUUGGGGCCUCCAUUUACCACAAGGCGAACAAGAACUUGGAGGCAGCAGUGAACCUGGCCUGGACAGCAGGAAGCAACAACACACGGUUUGGGAUUGGAACCAAAUACCAGCUGGACAAGGACUCCUCCCUGUCUGCAAAAGUCACCAAUGCCGGCGUCGUUGGGCUUGGAUACACACAUACCCUCAGGCCAGGAGUGAAUAUCACCCUCUCUGCGAUGAUCAAUGGGAAGAGCGUCAGCUCCGGCGGACACAAAGUCGGCAUGGCGUUCGAGGUGGAAGCGUAAACCAGAGAACGGAGAUGGGAAAGGAAAGAAACAAAACAGCCCCAAAUGUGACGACACUCAGCAACACGUGAACACAUCACCCCUCUGAGUCCAACACACACACACAUGCACAGAUACACGCUCUUUGGCCUUAACCCUGAUAACCUCCAAGACCGACAGUACUGUAACUGUCACCCAGUCCUAAUUUAUUUUUACAUUUUAGUAUAUCUAUGACUUUCAACACAAACCUAAGAGUGUAUUUUAUCAGUAUGCAGCAAAACAAUACGAUUAACAAAUAAAAGUGCACUUUUAACUUGAGCAUUUGUGUUUCAGAUAAGACGCACGUUCUGAGGCAUCUUUUCAAUUUAACUGUCUGGUUGGUUUAGUUACGUUCAACUGGAUUAUGGUAGGAUUAACACAGGCUGCUUGUUUGGAGUGUUGUGGUUUUGUUGCAUGAUUUUAAGACUUUUGUGAAAGUUUGUGCAAAACAGAUGCAAUAAAAACCGGAGAGAAAGAUAAAACCUCCUUCUCAGCCUGAGAAACUGACUUUGAUUCUUCCUCCUGACCUCAGUAGCAAACUGUAAAUCCUCAGCUGCCUAGAUGUCUGUUUUUCAGAUCUUAUUUGGUUAAAAAAAAACAAAUGGGAUUGAUUGAUAUUUGGAUUUCCGUGUCAACUCAUCCUGUCAUGUUUCAGCCUUUGUCACAUUUCACAACUGUACUGUGGAAGUAUAGGAAGUGUCGUUAACAUGUAGAACCUCAAAGUAAUUUUAUCGAAUGAGUGAAAUAAAAAAUGUCAAACACCACAA
Xiphophorus maculatus (southern platyfish) is the source of this 1857-nucleotide messenger RNA. It is a transcript of the gene vdac3, whose product is annotated as voltage dependent anion channel 3. Gene Ontology annotation, molecular function: voltage-gated monoatomic anion channel activity. Lineage: Eukaryota; Metazoa; Chordata; Actinopteri; Cyprinodontiformes; Poeciliidae. The transcript has 10 exons. The record is from RefSeq and is a predicted model, not a curated record. Gene Ontology annotation, biological process: monoatomic anion transmembrane transport. Bases 101 to 1072 code for a protein of 323 amino acids. Gene Ontology annotation, cellular component: mitochondrial outer membrane.